Cheilinus undulatus (humphead wrasse) is the source of this 3011-nucleotide messenger RNA. It is a transcript of the gene tox4a, whose product is annotated as TOX high mobility group box family member 4 a. The record is from RefSeq and is a predicted model, not a curated record. Gene Ontology annotation, cellular component: nucleus. The transcript has 9 exons. Lineage: Eukaryota; Metazoa; Chordata; Actinopteri; Labriformes; Labridae. Bases 344 to 2338 code for a protein of 664 amino acids. Gene Ontology annotation, molecular function: chromatin DNA binding. Gene Ontology annotation, biological process: regulation of transcription by RNA polymerase II.
GUAGCAUCACUCCACCUUAUGAAUGGGUUUUGUUUGGCCUUUUGCUAACUUUGUGCCUGUGGGAGCUUAUACGCUGCGUUUUGGCAACCAUGAUGCGCUCAUUCAGGAGUUAAUAACAUUAAACUCACCCUUAUUCGAGUACCUCUUGGGUCUCAAAGCAAAAGUAGCCUCGCAUCAUCUCGACCUCAUCGUCUAACCGUUAGCUAACAAGCUAAACUGCUAGCCGCUAGCAGCAUUAGUUAGUGUUGGAAUGGUUCACAUAGAUGGAAAGAAACUUAAGACAGUUUAGUUUUACACAUAGUGUACAGAGUUGGCGAUAGUUUUAGAUUUCUGAUAUUUCAGCAUGGACCUCAAUUUUUACUCUGACCUGUCGGAUGGAUGUGCUCAAAAUGUUGAUCCAGAGUUUUUGGACACUCAGUCGUAUGGUGGAUACACAGAGGAAAAUAAGUUUCCAGAAGGAGGCGACGGUUAUCUCACCAUUAGUGGAGCGGGCCACCCUUUUCUAUCCGCUGAGCAGACAUUUCAUACUCCCAGUCUCGGAGAUGAAGUCUUUGAGAUCCCCCCCAUCUCACUGGACCCGAGUCUGAGCAUAGGGGAUGCAGUGUCUCAUUUUGAGCUGACAGAUGGGUCAGAUGGCACCGGGGGACCUGCAGGCUCUCGGAGUCUAGUUAGCAACUUGGUGGUCGAGGCCAAUGAUCCCUCUUUUGCUUCCACCUUUGUGAACUCUGGGUCUCAGGGCCUGGAGCAGCUGAACCUGGGAGCCAUGGGUCAGGCUGGUGGAGGGGCCCUGCUGAGCUCUUCUGCUCUGGAACUGGGGAAUUCAAGUGGGUCACAUUUCAGCAGCUCGUCUCCCAUGACUAUUGAUGUCCAGCUUGGGGACAUCGGUCAUGGUCUUUUAGGAAGCAGUCAUCUCUCCACUAUAAACCAGUCUGAACUUGCAAUGAAUCUUGGGGGUCAUUCAGAGCAGCCGCUGUCUGCUACACCAUCACCAGCCGGCUCCCUGCAGGAUGAAGACAUGGAUGACUUCAAGAGGAGUGUCCUGAUAGACUCCCCCUUGACACUUCCCUCCACCUCUGCUGUCACCCACAUGCCCUCCCAUCCAGUCUCUAUAUCCUCAGUGUCCCCGGCUACAGCCAAGAGAGGUGGGGGUAAGCCAGCCACGCUGGCGUCAAUGACUGGUGCAGUGGGCACUAAGAAAGUAAGAAAAAAGAAAGACCCAAAUGAACCACAGAAGCCAGUUUCAGCAUACGCCCUGUUCUUUAAAGACACUCAGGCAGCCAUCAAGGGCCAGAACCCAAAUGCCUCUUUUGGGGAGGUGUCGAAGAUUGUGGCGUCCAUGUGGGACAGCUUAGCUGAAGAACAGAAACAGGUGUAUAAGAGAAAAACUGAAGCAGCCAAAAAGGAGUAUUUGAAAGCACUUGCAGCUUACAAAGCAAACCAGCUCUCACAGCCUGCCUCAGAGGAGAUGGAGACCACCCCUUCACCUCCUUCAGCAGAGGUAAAUCAAACGCCUGCAGCACUCCCCUCUGCAGGUAACCAGGCUGCCCGACCAGCUAACAGCAACAUCGAAGAGAACACCAUCACCAACAUUUGUGCCUCCAACAUCAUCCUGGAUGUCCCAGAGAUGGCCACACGCUCCCGCACAGGGGCCAACAAAACUCCAGCAGCUGCAGCGCCCCCCGCCCAGACCAUCACCAAGAUCAUAAUCCCAAAGCAUAUGCUGCAGGCAGCAGGACAGGUGGUGACGGUGCUGCAGGGUGGGGUCCGCGCUCUGCAGCCCACUCUGGUUGUGUCAGGAGCUUCUCGUCAACCACCUCCAUUACAGCAGAUGCAGAACGCACCGCCUCCACCAAGGCUGCAGCAAAUGGCACCAGCACCUCCACCCCUACAAGCCAAACCCCGUGGUGAAGGAGGCACCACAGCAGGCCUCCCCAUAACCGUCACAGCUACACCUCCGCCUCCACUUCAGAUAAAAAUAGUCCCUGCCCCUUUGCAGGGCAAAGACACCCUGCCGAUUAUUGUCCCAGAUACAGCAGCUGUGACUACAUCUGCCCAGUCAGUGCAGGUGGCAAACUCUGCUGACAUGCAGGGCAAUGCCGAGGAGGAUAAUGUUACAGAGGUGCUACAUUCAGAGGAGGAUGAGAUGGAGGUGAACGGGUCAAGCAAUGGUGUGACUCAGAAGAGCGUGUGUGUGAGGACAGGCUGUAACAACCCCGCCGUGGAGAGUGAAGACUGGGACAAAGAGUACUGCAGUAAUGAAUGUGUGGCCACUCACUGCAGAGAUAUAUUCAAGGCGUGGUGUUCGAUCAGGAAUCAGAACAUGGGGACGGUAAAGUAGGAGCGCCUGAGUGUGAUCACAUCAGGAGAAAGCUUUCCCUUCAGCAGGAGCCGGUGCUGAAGGUUGGAGGACAGAUGCAGAACUUGUUCUGAUGGGAUGGGUUUUUUACAGCAAUGACUCAUUUUCACAUUGUUCUUGUACUAUAGAUUUGACAUUCGCUGUUCAAGAAAAAAGUAGUAUUUUGUACAUGGUACUGAAUUAGGACAGCAAAUCCCAUGUUGAUAUUUUGGCAGUCUGAGUAUUCUUAUGGAGCGUUUGGUUAGUUAGGGACAUUGAGGCAGCUGAGAUCAAGUCCACACAGGUCAGUUCAUACUUACAGAAUAUAAGCUGUAGGCAAGUUUUUCUAGAAAUAUUCCAAAAAAAGGAUCAACAUUUCAGUCGUUUCUACACUAGUUUAAAAACAGGAUUGUACAGUACCAUCUCUGGUUUUAAAAGUUGUGUUCUGAAGUUUUUGAAUGUUUCAUGUUUCAUGAAAAUGUGAGGAACUAGUCUCUCCCUCUUUAUACAUCUGAUAUAUGCCUUAGUUUGUAUCACUGCGCUGUUUUGUACUGAGCACAACUGCCUUCUGUGUUUGAUAAUGCCUUUCUUUUUUGUUAAACAUUCAGUUCAGAUCAUUUUAGUUGUUGGUAAAUGCUCAACUUCAAUGUUCUUGAAAUAAAUGAAAAAAAAAAUG